This is a messenger RNA of Pistacia vera, 1649 nucleotides long. RefSeq names its product probable serine/threonine-protein kinase PIX13. NCBI's taxonomy places the organism in Eukaryota, Viridiplantae, Streptophyta, Magnoliopsida, Sapindales, Anacardiaceae. Gene Ontology annotation, biological process: protein phosphorylation. The record is from RefSeq and is a predicted model, not a curated record. Gene Ontology annotation, molecular function: ATP binding; protein kinase activity. The transcript is spliced from 6 exons. The coding region runs from base 53 to 1300 and encodes 415 amino acids.
AUUAUGCUGCUUUUGUUCUUCAAAUAUCUUUCAAAAGCAGCUCUAGUUUGACAUGGGUAAUUGCUGGGGAUCUUUUUCCAAAGAGGCUAAUCCUACUACUCCUAGUAACACCUCCAUCAACAAUCCUACAACCCCAGGUCUGUCAAAUAAUUAUAGCCACACUACAGAGAUAUCAGUCACUAGUAGUAGUGCAGGCAAAAGUCAAUUUUCUGAGGCUGUUAGUGAAGGUGGAGAGGAGGCAAGUGCAAAUGGGCAAAUUUUGGAGACGCCAAACUUGAAAGUGUUCAGUUUUGCAGAUUUGAAGGUUGCAACUAAGAACUUCAAGUCUGAUACUUUGUUAGGGGAAGGUGGUUUUGGGAAAGUUUUCAAAGGUUGGAUAGAUGAGAAGACAUUAGCUCCUUCUAAAAGUGGUAUUGGAAUGGUGGUUGCCAUCAAGAAAUUGAACCCAGAAAGUAUGCAAGGGUAUCAAGAAUGGCAGUCAGAGGUUAACUUUCUGGGAAGACUUUCUCAUCCCAACCUUGUCAAGCUAUUGGGAUACUGUUGGGAGGAUAAAGAGCUGCUCCUUGUGUACGAGUUCAUGCAGAAGGGAAGUUUGGAAAAUCAUCUUUUCAGAAGAAAUCCCUCCAUUGAACCACUAUCUUGGGAUAUUCGGCUUAAAAUUGCCAUCGGAGCAGCUCAAGGACUGGCUUUUCUACAUGCUUCAGAGAAGAAAGUCAUUUACCGAGACUUCAAGGCCUCAAAUAUACUGCUUGAUGGGAACUACAAUGCGAAAAUAUCAGAUUUUGGCUUGGCGAAAUUGGGGCCUGCUGGUGGAGAGUCCCAUGUCACAACGAGGGUUAUGGGCACAUAUGGUUAUGCUGCUCCAGAAUAUAUUGCAACGGGUCAUUUGUAUGUUAAGAGUGAUGUAUAUGGCUUUGGAGUUGUGCUGCUCGAAAUGUUGACGGGUUUAAGGGCACUUGAUACAAAACGCCCCACUGGAGAGCAAAAUUUGGUUGAGUGGAUGAAGCCAAUGCUCUCUCAGAAAAAGAAGCUGAAAACCAUAAUGGAUGCACGGAUAGAGGGCCAAUACUCAACCAAGGCAGCACAACAGGCAGCACAGCUUGCUCUAAAAUGCCUAGAGGCAGAUCCUAAACACCGUCCCUCCAUGAAAGAAGUUGUGGAAACUUUGGAACGUUUUGAAGCAAUUAAGGAAAAGCCAAAGAAAGUGUUUAGCUCUUCACGUCCUACUACUAAACACGGUGCUCAACCACCUUCUCAUCUUCGUUCACCCCUUCACUCAAAGCACCGUGUCAAAACAUGAGCUCGAAAAUGAAUCACACGUAAAGGUAACAAGACAAAACCCAAAAUUUUACAUUGGGACAAAAGCAUGUAUGCCUUUUCUCUUCUAUAAGUUGUUACUUUAUCAACCUUCAUUCUUUUAGCUGUCUAUUACAAAAGCAUGUGUGCUCCCUGAGAUUAUGUAGUAAAACCAGAAAAUUUAUUGUCUGAUGUAAAUGUGAAGGUUCUGGAGAAAUCUCAAUUGUUCAGUUUUAUCUGCAUUUCUUAUUUGUGCAGCACACAGGCUGAAAAGUUGAGUAAUCCAUGUGUGUGUGUAUAUACGUUAUGUCAAAAAUUUGAAUGUCUUUACUUAAAUCUGGGCCAUUCAUAAA